Molecule: messenger RNA, 615 nt
Organism: Gadus morhua (Atlantic cod)
Lineage: Eukaryota; Metazoa; Chordata; Actinopteri; Gadiformes; Gadidae
Exons: 4
Coding region: 4-615 (203 amino acids)
Molecular function (GO): zinc ion binding
Source: RefSeq, a predicted model, not a curated record
UCAAUGGCAAAAUCGGAGAAACCCCAUGAUCUCUACCUCACAUGCAACGAGCACAGCCUUUUGGACCAGUUAUGCUCUUGCACUGCCGGUUCACCAGGUUUUUGCUCUCACAUUGUGGGCCUUAUGUACACCCUGGACCUGUGCCGUGCCAGACAUAAUGACAUCUCCUCCACAAGCCAGCCUCAGCAGUGGCACAAAGCCAGGGGUAAAAAAAUAACUGGACAACCUGUGAGCAGUGUGGUGGUAGCCAAGGCCAAAGUCAACCGCAAGCGGAAACCCAUCAUGUCCAGCUAUAUCCACAAUAAGAAAGAGUUAGGGACAGCAGUGUAUGGUCUACUGAGGGAGAUGUCAGAUGCACCUAUAAGCUACAUUGCUGAUGAAACUGCACCUGAGGUAGAAGUUGGAGGCAGGAAGUAUGCAGUGGGGUGCGGUCUAAGCCACCAGCUGCCACUUGUUUGCCAAGUUGGAGAGUCUUCUGUUGAUCCUGGAGUAACUCCUGUCAGCCAACCAGAUGACCUGCCCAACUUUCCUCUGCCAUCCCAACCCACCAGCUUCUGCACAGUUCUGAGUGAAAGUGCCAUGCGUUGUUACACAGAACUGAAAAUGUCUGCCUGA